AUGAAUGGAAAAACGAUUGGAAUGAUGCUUUGGACUAGUUAUGAUACUAAGGAUACACUUGAUCUACUUCCUAUUGAUUCUGAAAAUCAAUCAAUAAAUUAUUCAUACAAUGGAAUGGAUAUUGAGUGCAGAAUUUCAAUGCAUCCAACAAAAGGAAUUCCGGUCAUAUGGUGUGAUAACAAACACAAGAAUAUUCUACCACUGGCAAUUCAUCAUUCAAUUUGUCAAGUGUUCAAUUUGAUCGAUACAAUUCAAAUCUACGUUGAAUUCAGAGAAUUAUCAGACUUCCCGAAAAUUAAUCGAGUUGAUAACUUACGAGAAUAUGGAUUUUUCGUUGAUAAGGCAGAAGAUUAUGAAGACUUUUUCGAAAAAGUAGAAAUAACAAACUACCUCCAAGUAAGCUAUCCGUAUGCAAACGUUAGAAUAAAAGAAGAUUCUAAACUACUACUUACGAAACACUUGGGAUGUGAUGGUUGUUUCUGGUUAACUAUGAACCAUCUGAUGAAUUUCAACGGAAAAACUGUGGUGAAUAAAAGAACAAGGGGCAUCAAUUCAUAUGGAGUCAUUGACUUUCUGAACAAUUGGAUGAAAGGAGGAAAUCCUAAUUUGGAGAUGAUGUUGAUAGUAGAAACCUUAUCUUCUAAUGCCUUCGACGCUUCUAUCAUUCAAAAGAAUUUCAAUUUCAAGCCCUGGGAUCCGAAGAAAAGAGGCAGCAGAUUCACGUACACUGCAUUAUAUCCACAUGUUUCGAAAACUGACAUUCUUGAUUGUACGAAUGCAAUGGAUCUCGAGAGAAAGACUGAUAAUAAACUGGCAACUGUUAAAAUCGAAAAGGAAUCGUUCAUCUUUUUUGUCUGGAAUGAUCCUUUUCCAAUUUCUGUGUUAUCAGAUGUCAGAUUAGGAAAGGAUCCCAAAACUGGAGAAGAGUUUCAUUACUAUUCCUAUGGGAAAAACCAGUUUUAG
Molecule: messenger RNA, 963 nt
Organism: Caenorhabditis remanei
Lineage: Eukaryota; Metazoa; Nematoda; Chromadorea; Rhabditida; Rhabditidae
Exons: 3
Coding region: 1-963 (320 amino acids)
Biological process (GO): embryo development
Source: RefSeq, a predicted model, not a curated record